UGCUGGGCUUCUCCUGGGUCCCCAGACAGCUGGAGGAGAUAAACAGAGCAGGAGGAGGGAGGGGAGUGCGUGUGUGAGAGCGCGCGAGGGAGUGUGAGUGUGUGUGAGCGCGGGUGUGAGGCGGUGCGCAGGGGCGGGCGGAGGCGCUGUCCGGCCCCGGCCAGGCGCCGGGCGGGGAGCAUGGGAAGAGGCUAGAGCUGCCCGGGCCCCCCAGCCCCCUUCCCGGGAUCUGCGCCCCCACUCCCGGGAGAGGGGCCGGGCCCCCCGGACGGACAUGGGCUCCUGAAGUUGCGCCGCUGCUGGUCCGAGGAAGAGACCUGACAGUUUCUGGCAGCCGCAGAUGACUUCAGUGGCCCGUCCUGACUCCAAACUGAACUUUGUCAAGGUGUUUCCACCAGUCGCCUGGUACAAAGGAUCUCUACUUGGGGAAUUAAAUGUGUGUCUUGUGGAUCUGGACUUGGCUGGAAUGCACCAGGAUCCUGAAGAUCCUUCCAUAGCUUCUUCCUGUUGAACCCAUUAAGAGAAGAUGGCAAAAGUCAACAUUACUAGAGACCUCAUCCGUAGGCAGAUCAAGGAGCGAGGUGCCCUGAGCUUUGAACGGCGCUACCAUGUCACUGACCCCUUUAUCCGGCGGCUGGGCCUGGAAGCAGAGCUGCAGGGUCACUCAGGAUGUGUCAACUGUCUGGAGUGGAAUGAGAAAGGAGACUUGCUGGCCUCUGGUUCCGAUGACCAGCACACGAUUGUGUGGGACCCGCUGCACCACAAGAAGCUGCUCUCCAUGCAUACAGGACACACUGCAAAUAUCUUCUCUGUCAAGUUCCUGCCUCAUGCUGGGGACCGCAUCUUGAUCACGGGAGCAGCUGACUCCAAGGUGCAUGUCCAUGACCUGACAGUAAAGGAGACUAUCCACAUGUUUGGAGAUCACACAAACCGGGUGAAGCGCAUUGCCACAGCACCCAUGUGGCCCAACACGUUCUGGAGUGCUGCUGAGGAUGGGCUUAUCCGCCAGUAUGACCUUCGGGAGAACAGCAAACACUCGGAGGUGCUGAUUGACCUGACAGAGUAUUGUGGCCAGCUGGUGGAGGCCAAGUGCCUCACAGUCAAUCCCCAGGACAACAACUGCCUGGCUGUAGGGGCCAGUGGGCCCUUCGUGAGGCUCUACGACAUUCGCAUGAUCCAUAACCAUAGAAAGAGCAUGAAGCAGAGUCCAUCAGCAGGUGUACACACCUUCUGUGACCGGCAGAAGCCCCUUCCAGAUGGUGCAGCCCAGUAUUAUGUAGCAGGUCACCUGCCAGUGAAGCUGCCUGACUAUAACAACCGUCUGAGAGUGCUGGUUGCCACCUAUGUGACCUUCAGCCCCAAUGGCACAGAGCUGCUAGUCAACAUGGGAGGUGAACAGGUCUAUUUGUUUGACUUGACUUACAAGCAGCGGCCAUACACCUUCCUCUUGCCUAGAAAAUGCCACUCCUCAGGGGAAGUCCAGAACGGCAAGAUGUCUACCAAUGGUGUGUCCAACGGCGUGUCUAAUGGCCUGCACCUUCACAGCAACGGUUUCCGACUGCCAGAAAGUAGGGGGCAUAUCAGCCCCCAGGUGGAGCUGCCCCCAUAUCUGGAGCGUGUGAAGCAGCAAGCCAAUGAGGCUUUUGCCUGCCAGCAGUGGACCCAGGCCAUUCAGCUUUACAGCAAGGCUGUGCAGAGGGCCCCUCAUAAUGCCAUGCUCUAUGGAAACCGAGCUGCUGCCUACAUGAAGCGCAAGUGGGACGGCGACCACUAUGAUGCCCUAAGGGACUGCCUCAAGGCUAUAUCCCUAAACCCAUGCCACCUGAAGGCACACUUCCGCCUGGCCCGCUGCCUCUUUGAGCUCAAGUAUGUGGCUGAGGCCCUGGAGUGCCUAGACGACUUCAAAGGGAAGUUCCCGGAGCAGGCCCACAGCAGCGCUUGUGAUGCUCUGGGCCGUGACAUCACAGCUGCCCUCUUCUCCAAAAAUGAUGGCGAAGAGAAGAAGGGAGCUGGUGGUGGUGGUGGUGGUGGCCCAGUCCGCCUCCGAAGCACAAGCCGCAAAGAUUCCAUCUCAGAAGAUGAGAUGGUCCUACGGGAACGAAGCUAUGACUAUCAGUUCCGCUACUGUGGCCACUGCAACACCACAACAGAUAUCAAGGAGGCCAAUUUCUUUGGCAGCAACGCUCAGUACAUCGUCAGUGGCUCUGACGAUGGCUCCUUCUUCAUCUGGGAAAAGGAGACCACCAACCUAGUGCGCGUGCUUCAGGGGGAUGAGUCCAUCGUCAAUUGCCUGCAGCCGCAUCCCAGCUACUGCUUCCUGGCCACCAGUGGCAUCGAUCCUGUCGUGCGACUCUGGAACCCCCGACCAGAGAGUGAAGACCUCACAGGCCGAGUUGUAGAAGACAUGGAGGGUGCUUCUCAGGCCAACCAGCGGCGCAUGAAUGCGGACCCCUUGGAGGUGAUGCUGCUCAACAUGGGCUACCGGAUCACAGGCCUGAGCAGCGGGGGCGCCGGGGCCUCUGAUGAUGAGGACAGCUCCGAGGGUCAGGUGCAAUGCCGGCCCAGCUAGACACUCCUAGUCCCGGUCUCCAGCCCCAUGCUACUGGCUGGACCCUCCUCCCUGGGCAGGAGGUCAGGGGGUUCUGUUUUGGUUUGUCUUCCCACCCCCACCUCCCCAUUUUUUCAUAUCCCCUGUUUUGUUUGUUAGUUUGGCAUUGGGGGUGGGGGUUGCUGCAACUUGCUGGCUUUCAGACUCUUGAGCUGAUUGUCCCUUGAUUGUCCCCAGCCCUGAGCAGAAGAGCAGGAGGGGAAGCCCCUCCAUAUGCCACAUCUCCUGCUUCCACUUGCCUGGAGGGCUCUGACCUGCCUAAAAACCCCUCUGCCUCCAGUGGGGAGGCAAGGGCUGACACUGUCCUCAAGGGCCGCCCUGCACUUCAGUUGGCAGCAGGAAGGGGAGUGGAACUCCCAGUUGGUAAAGGCCAGCUUGGCCAGUUGCCACUCUUGCCCUCCGCCUGCAGGGCUAGCUUCCCCAUGGUCUUCAGGGAAGGUUCUGAAAAAGGAUGGAGUUCCACCCUCCCUCCACAGCCACCAGUGUUAAGGUGGAAGCAAAGGGAAGGAUGGGAGCUCUGGAGUCGGCACGGCCAGGCCACCUGCCUUGCCUGGGGGGCAGUGGAGCCUCCUUGUCUGCUCCUGGGCACAGGCUCUGGCCCUGAGCCUGCUCUCCAUCAGGGGCUCUGCCUUUCCUUAGAGACCUGGCUGGGACUGGAGCACUGCACCAUACCCCACCCACCCGUGCAGCCACUUCUGCACCAUGGCCACUCUCCUCUUGGGCGCUCCUUGGCCUCACUGUGACCUUUUUGCCUGAGCUCCCAGCUGGGCCUACUCUGCUGAGGUAGCGCUUCCUGCUAAGGGCCUGUCUCUGCCCUUUCUGCCCUCCUUCCCACCCCACUGCUGAGCAGCCACAAAGACCAAAGAAGUGAUGGCUUCUCUCUGUCCCCUGCUGCUCUGGGGGGAGGUUGGUGGGAAAAAGCCUAACUCAACCCCUCUUUCCUCCGCCCCAAGCUUUACACUGGAUGCAGCAGUCACCCCACCACCAAGCCCCCCUUUCCCUCGCCCCCUUGGCUCCACUCUCUGGAGCUUCUCUGGGUAGUUGGUUCUCCCCCUCCUCUCUCCCUCCCCCUUACCCUCCGUGCUUCCUUGGCUCCAGCCCUCCAGCUGCAGCCUCUGGGGAGCAGCAGCCUCCCUUCUCUCCCGCCCUCCCUCCCUCCCUCUCCCUCACUCAGCCCCUGUCUCUGCCAGGUGCCUCCUCUCAGUCAGGCUUCAGAGCAGCCCUGGAGACAGGAGGGCCAUGUUAAAAGCUUUUUCACAGUUUUAAGAAGACGAGGGGGGUGAGGCUAGUGGUGGGGGGUCUGGCACCAUCUCAUUGCUUUAAUCCCAGCGACACAGGUGGCAGCUUCUUCCCCUUCCUGCCCACCCCAGUCCUGCUUCCCACCCCUCUCUUCUAGCUUGGUAAUGAAGUAUAUUUAUUGGUGAAGGAAACAGCUGCUGCUGCUUCUCCUGCUGCUGGGACUUGCUCCCCUGUCUCUUUCCAUGACCUUUCUCGAGCCAGGGAGUAGGGAGCAGGAGUACUGGGGCUAGGCCCUGGGGUACAAGAACUGGCCAGGGCCCCUUUGCUUUCCUGUGUUGGAGCCACCCACCAUUUCCUCCCUCCCUGCCUCCUGCCUCCCCCGCUGCCUGCCCAGAGCCUGGGCCCUGCAGUGUGGAGGGACACAUAAGCCUUACUGUCCUCUGGGGGCAGGAGCCGAGCCUUUUUGUUGCUCCGCUCCCAGGAGAGUGAGGGUGACGCAAUUGAUUAAAAUCAUUUUGUUCUA
Urocitellus parryii (Arctic ground squirrel) is the source of this 4370-nucleotide messenger RNA. It is a transcript of the gene Wdtc1, whose product is annotated as WD and tetratricopeptide repeats 1. Gene Ontology annotation, molecular function: protein binding. Gene Ontology annotation, biological process: negative regulation of fatty acid biosynthetic process. The record is from RefSeq and is a predicted model, not a curated record. Gene Ontology annotation, cellular component: Cul4-RING E3 ubiquitin ligase complex; cytoplasm. NCBI's taxonomy places the organism in Eukaryota, Metazoa, Chordata, Mammalia, Rodentia, Sciuridae.